Messenger RNA from Dreissena polymorpha, 2068 nucleotides. RefSeq names its product 1-deoxyxylulose-5-phosphate synthase YajO-like. The transcript has 8 exons. The record is from RefSeq and is a predicted model, not a curated record. Gene Ontology annotation, molecular function: oxidoreductase activity. Bases 61 to 1071 code for a protein of 336 amino acids. NCBI's taxonomy places the organism in Eukaryota, Metazoa, Mollusca, Bivalvia, Myida, Dreissenidae.
UUCCAAGCGGAAGUGGCUGAGCAUAUAGUAUGAACCGAAGGAAAGAAAAUUAACGCAAAGAUGGAUUUUGUUACACUCCCACGGACAAAUUUGAAGGUGUCUCGCAUCUGUUUAGGAUGCUGGCAGAUGAAUGGCAACAAUGCCAACAUCAACUGGGACGCACAGCCGUAUGAAACCUCGAAGGCCUGUGUUGACAAAUGUCUAGAACUCGGUAUUAACUUCUUCGAUACAGCAGAGGGAUACGCUGGUUCAGAGGAGGUUCUAGGAAGAUGCCUUCUAGGUCGUCGCCAGGACGCCAUCAUAGCAACCAAGUUUGGUUUCCGAGAUGGUAUUGGCACCCCAGCAUACUCAGCUGUGCAGAUUGAUGAGGCCAUCACUAAGAGUCUUAGAAAGCUGCAGACAGACUACAUUGACCUUCUUCAGGCUCACUUCCCGAGUUUCAUCUCUAACACAGAGGAGGCCAUCACAGAGUUGAAGAGGCAGGUCUCCCUAGGCAGGAUCAGGAGUUGGGGGGUGUGCAACUUUGGACCCAAAAACCUCAAGUCCUUGAUUGACAUGGGAGAAAUUCCAGUCAGUAACCAAAUAGGUUACAACCUACUAUGGAGAUCCCCAGAGCGGGAGGUGAUUCCUAUAUGCAAGGACAAGGACAUAGCGGUCCUGGCCUACAGCCCUCUACAGCAGGGGCUGCUCAGUGGCAACUACAUGACCUUGCAGGAUGUACCAGAGGGCCGGAGGAGGGGAAAACUGUUUGCACCAACAAGCACAGAGAAGAGCAGGCAUGGACAACCAGGCUGUGAACCAGAAAUGUUUGAGGCCCUACAUGCCAUGAAGGAUUUGUGCACCAAGGCUGAUGUUCCGAUGGCAAAGGCUGCCCUGUCUUGGAUUCUGCAGCAAGAGAUACGGCCGGUGGUCAUCGUUGGCUGCAGCUCACCUGAGCAGGUUGUAGACAACUACAAUGUGAUGAAGAUAACUGAUGAGCUCAUGCACCAGUUGUCAUUGGUUACAGAGAAGGUUAAGGAGAAGCUUGGGACCACCAUGGAUCAGUGGAUGCACCCUGACAGAUGUGAAUGACCCUGUCACCCCCAUCACAGCUCGAUAAUGGUUACAUUCGGCACUGUGACACCUCUGCGUUAUAAUGAAUACCUCAAAUAUUAACACCAGAUAAAAACUGUGGGUGGUGACACCCCCUGCCUGAUAAUGAAUGCUUCCAUUUUUAACACUAGAUAGGGACAAUGGAUGGUACAUGACACAUAUUUAAGUAAUUUGAGCCUAAUUCUGCGAAAAUACUUUCAGCGUAAGUGGUCUUCAUUGAUUAAAGGAAGUCUCUUCUUUACCAAAAUCCAUUUCAAGCAGAAAGUGUUGUCCCUGAUAAGCCUGUGCAGACUGCACAGGCUUAUCUGGGAUGACACUUUACACUCAUGUACUAAGCCCAGUGUUUCCCCAAACCAAGACUCAUUUAUAAAAUACAUUCACUUAUUCCUAUGCGUCUAAAAUUGGGAAAACAUCAUUUUAGUCAUGACAUUUUAAUGUAUUAUUUUAUUAAAAACGUUUUUUCUUCUGAGCAUUACUUAUUAUUGAUUUUCCAGAUUAAAGCCCAAGUCGAUUAGGUUAUAAGAAAAAUGGGUUGUUUUUUAAUAUUUAAUUCCAUAAUACAAUCAUAUGAAACUUUACAAAUUAAAAUCAAUAUUUAUAUUUGAAAUAUUGUACACUGAGAAACAUGGGUUCAAUAUUUAUUGUAAUAAAAUAAUGCUCCAGAUAAUUUGUCAUGAUGUUAGUUUUUAAUUUCAAUUUUUGUGUUCAAAUAGUUUUGUUUUAUUAAUCCAAAUGGUAGCUUCAAUUUGAAGCAUCUAUAUCUGAUAUGUGGUUAGGUGUUUUAAUCAAGCAGGAUUUGAUUGUUUAUGUGAUUCUAUAAUUGAUUGUUUACGCUAAUUAUUUGCAGUCGUUUACUGUUCUGUGAACAGAUUGCCAUAAUAUUGAUUUGAUGUAUGUGUACUUAUUUGUACUUAUAUAAAUAGCAAAUUAUAUGUAAUUAAUGCAAAUUGUGAACUAAUAAAGGUGCAUAAUGAAA